Molecule: messenger RNA, 6336 nt
Organism: Paralichthys olivaceus (Japanese flounder)
Lineage: Eukaryota; Metazoa; Chordata; Actinopteri; Pleuronectiformes; Paralichthyidae
Source: RefSeq, a predicted model, not a curated record
CUGUGUUCGGAGGACAACAGGACUCACGGCGCUCAGCCUCCACCUCUGAAUGUAAACAGCAGCACCAUCAGCUCUGAGGAAACAUCCACCUCCUCCACCUCCACCACCUCCUCCACCUCCUCCACCGUGGAGCUCCGCGGAUUAACCGGGACUGCACACACACUCGGAGCCGCAGGAGGAACCAUCGCUGGAGAUGGACUGCAGGUCGGAGACAACACGCGCCUGUGGCAUCGCAAAACAAAUGGAAACCAUUUUCUGUCAGCUGACCGGUCGUGGAAGAAGUAUUCAAAUCCUACGUUUGAAUAACGAUGACUCCCAUCCUCGCUGUUUGAACAUGCUGCUCGGGUAGUGAAGGAGACUGCGAGGAGCGUCUACCCAAUUAAACUCCCCUCACACACGCACACACACACACACACACGCACAACCAUGCUGAUCAAGGAGUAUCGUAUCCCCAUGCCGAUGAGCGUGGAGGAGUACCGCAUCGCUCAGCUCUACAUGAUCCAGAAAAAGAGCAGAGAGGAGAGCUGCGGCGAGGGCAGUGGCGUGGAGAUCCUGGAGAACAAGCCUUAUGAGGACGGCCCAGGGGGCUCGGGCCAGUACACGCACAAGGUCUACCACAUCGGGAAACACAUCCCGUCCUGGUUCUGUGCCAUCCUGCCUCAAGCUGCCCUCCGAGUGGAGGAGGAGUCCUGGAAUGCCUACCCCUAUACAAGAACCCGGUAUACCUGUCCCUUUGUAGAAAAAUUCUCUAUCGACAUUGAGACGUAUUAUAAACCAGAUACUGGAAACCAAGGGGACGUCUUCAAUCUGUCCUCUGCUGAAAAGAGACAGAGGACUGUAGACCCCAUAGACAUCGUGAAGGACUACAUCGCUCCUCAUGAGUACCUGGUGGAGGAAGACCCGAAACUGUACCAGUCUGUCAAGACCAAACGGGGUCCACUGUCAGAGGACUGGAUCGAGGAGAUCAACCAGGACCCUGGUCAGAACCCCGUCAUGUGUGCCUACAAGCUCUGCAAAGUGGAAUUCAGAUACUGGGGCAUGCAGUCCAAGAUCGAACGCUUCAUACAUGACGUGGGUCUGCGUAAAGUGAUGGUCCGUGCCCACCGGCAGGCGUGGUGCUGGCAGGACGAGUGGUACGGCCUGACCAUCGAGGACAUAAGGCAGCUGGAGCUGGAGACCCAGCUGGCGUUGGCUAAGAAGAUGGCCCACUACAGCCUCAGCGAGGAGGGGGGAGCGGAGACCAAUGGCUCUGCUGUCAGCCAGGACCAGCAGCAGGGAGCUGAGGCUGUGGGAGCCAGUGCAGAGGCAGAGGGAGGAGCAGGGAAGCUGGGGGAGUCACUGGAGUCACGAGGGGAGCUCACCAAGCAGUGGUCAACAUCCUCUAGAUCCUCCAAUAGGUCAUCUAAGAGAGGAGGAAGUCCAUCUCAUCAGAGCAUUUCAGAGUGGAGGAUGCAGAGCAUCGCACGGGACUCGGAGGACAGUACCGACGAUGAGUUCUUUGAUGCUCAUGAGGACUUUUCUGACAAUGAGGAGAUGUUUGCCAAGGAGAUCACCAAGUGGAGCUCCAACGACCUGAUGGACAAGAUAGAAACAACAGAGGUGGAUGAAGCACAAGAAACUUUGUAUCGGGAGUCGGGCGGGGAGUACGCCGUGAUGAGUAAUGAGGAGGCGCAGAUGGAGGAUUGUUCGUCUCAGCAGUGUCUGCAGCCGUCAAAAAUCCACGUCCUCGUUCUGGUCCUGCACGGAGGAAACAUCCUGGACACUGGCUCUGGUGAUCAGAGCAGCAAGCAGGCAGAUGUAAACACACUGAGUGGGGCUUUUGAGACCGUGAUGAGGGUCCAUUACCCUGCAGUGCUGGGCCGCAUCGCCAUCCGGAUGGUCCCCUGCCCUGCUGUGUGUGUCGACGCAUUCUCCCUGGUCUCCAACCUGAGCCCCUACAGCUACGACGAGGGCUGCCUCUCUAGCAGUCAGGACCACAUCCCGCUGGCUGCUCUGCCUCUUCUGGCUACCUCUGCUCCACAGUAUCAAGACGCUGUAGCGGCCGUCAUCUUACGAGCCAAUCAGGUCUACGGUGACUUCAUCAAGUCUCUAGAGGGGGCGUCUUUUAAUGGCCAGGUGUGUGUCAUUGGGGACUGUGUCGGUGGAAUCUUGGGGUUCGAUGCUCUGUGCAGCAGCUCGGUGACGGUGUCAGAGAGUCAAAACAGCAGCAGACGGGGCAGCACCAUCAGUGUGCAGGACACAGACCUCCUCUCUCCAGGUAUUAUCAUAAACAGUGUCUCUCCGUCUUCGCCGUCCCUCGAGGGAAGCCGCCAUCUCAGCCGCAGCAACAUAGACAUCCCUCGCUGCUCGGGGCCCGACGACCCCAAGAAACAGCUUCCACGCAAGCGCAGCGACUCGUCCACGUACGAGCUGGACACCAUCAAGCACCACCAAGCCUUCCUGUCCAGUCUUCACUCCAGCGUGCUCCUAGCAGAGCCCGGAUCACGGCGCUCCAGCAACAGCACCAUGUUGGAGGGAGGCUCCUUGGGAAAGUUUGACUUCGAGGUGACCGACUUCUUCCUCUUUGGCUCCCCUCUGGGGCUGGUGCUCGCACUGAGGAAGACUGUGGUGCCCACUUUAGAUGUGUCGGCUCUGCGUCCAGCCUGUCAGCAGGUUUACAACCUGUUUCACCCGGCCGACCCCUCGGCCUCGCGCCUCGAGCCUCUCCUGGACAAGAGGUUCUACCUGCUGCCUCCCUUAAGUGUUCCCCGCUAUCAGCGCUUUCCUCUGGGUGAUGGACACUCAGCUCUCUUGAUGGAGACUGUGCAGAGUAACCCUCAGCUUCUAAUGGAUACUGGUGGUAUGGGGUCCCAACGCUGGCAGGAAAGCCCCGUCAAUGAGACAUCCAUCCCUGUGCCCGUUCUCAACUGGCAGACCUCACAGCUCCACGCAGAGAGUGUGAUGAGACAUGAGAACUCCAGUAUUUUGGAGCUGGAUGGCAAAGAAGUGUCUGAAUUCACUCCGUCCAAGCCUCGAGAGAAGUGGCUCCGCAAGAGGACUCAUGUUAAGAUUAGAAACGUGACGGCGAACCAUCGUGUGAAUGAUGCUGUGUUCACGGAGGACGGAGCCCAGAUGGUGACGGGACGUUUCAUGUACGGCCCUCUGGACAUGGUUACCCUCACUGGAGAGAAGAUUGACAUCCACAUAAUGACCCAGCCUCCCUCUGGAGAGUGGGUGUACUUUAACACAGAGCUCACUAACAGCAGUGGACGUGUCUCUUAUGUCAUCCCUGAGAGCAAAAAGCUGGGUGUUGGUGUGUAUCCUGUCAAAAUGGUGGUCAGGGGUGACCACACAUCUGCAGACAGUUAUCUAACUAUUUUACCGCGGGGAACAGAGUUUGUAGUGUUCAGUAUUGACGGGUCAUUCGCUGCCAGUGUGUCUAUCAUGGGCAGCGACCCAAAGGUUCGAGCCGGAGCUGUGGAUGUGGUGAGGUACUGGCAGGACCUGGGCUAUUUGAUAGUGUAUGUAACGGGUCGUCCUGACAUGCAGAAGCAGCGUGUGGUGGCCUGGCUCUCUCAGCACAACUUUCCUCACGGCAUCGUCUCCUUCUGCGACGGCCUGGUUCAUGAUCCCCUGCGACACAAGGCCAACUUCCUCAAAACCCUCAUAAACGAGGCCCACAUGAGGAUCUUUGCAGCCUACGGCUCCACCAAGGACAUCUCGGUGUACACGUCUAUCGGCCUGCCUCCGUUCCACAUCUACAUUGUGGGAAGGCCCACAAAGAAAAUGCAGCAGCAGUGUCAGUUCAUCUCGGACGGCUAUGCUUCCCACCUGUCCCAGCUGGAGUACAACCAGAGGUCUCGUCCUGCCAAGUCUGCCAGCACCCGCAUGGUCCUCCGCAAGAGCAGCUUCGGCCUGGGUGCAGCCGGAGGCGACUUUCUCCGUAAACGCAACCACAUCUUUCGCACCAUCUCCUCUCAGCAACCCGGGGGAGCUGGCUCGGCCUCCCCCAGCCAACCGGGCCGGACUGAGCGUACCCUGAGCCAGUGCGAGGUGGAGCGCGAUCGGGGGGUCGCAGCAGGAACCCAGAGAAGUAUGAGUAUAGCUGCUGGGUGCUGGGGCCGUAGCGGCAGCACCAAGGAGGGCAGCGGCGGGUUACUCGGCCCUAAAUGAUUCGAGUGAGGGGCUGCGGUGUCAAAGGCCUGGGCCACCAUGAUCUCUGGAUGAGUCAAAGGUUGGAUGAAGAGGGGAGAGGAAGCGGGAGUGGAGGGAGAGGUUGCAUUUUAGAAAGCAGAGAUAGGUGAGGGAUGUAGCAGACACAACACACUGAUUGGGUGAGGAGAGAAUGAGGAUGAGAGAAGAGAGAAGGAAGGAUACUGAGGGAUCUGUUCAGGAGGAGUGGACUAAUCAGGCCAAGUGGGAUCCAGCGAACAAAAGACGAUUCUGUAGCAUGACUCUUUUACAGUAAUACUUUUUUAUAGGAUACGUCACUAACUAUUGAAAAAAUGACGACAGAAGGAUUAAGAGAAAUAUUGUAAGCCUUAAAUUAUUCUCGUAUAACGGGACCCCCCCUUCUCUCCCCACUUCCUGAACACACACAUGCCCAAGCAUUCACACUCACGAGCUCAGGACGAACCGCAGAGCCCCCCGAUUCAUCUUCAAACAGUCGAGCAGGGCUUUGGGCAGCCAUGGCAACGAGCCAUUGACUUUCACCUCUGUUUCCGUCCACACGUUUCAAACCAAGCAUUGACUGGUGGAAAGAGACGCCUCACAUUUCAAAAACACAAAGAAAAGGAAGGGGAGAAGAGAGAAAUGAAGAUCAGGUCUCUCAAAUGACUAAAAACCGUAUGUUUCUUUCUCUUCUGUUGUGGUAUUUAUCCGUACAGAGAGCUUUGCUGUAAUCCUCCAGAAUGUGAGAUAUCUGUCUCUGCCGGAUUUUCAGUGGAAUGACUCCACUGAGGAAAUUAUCCCAAUUAGAGGGGAUUCAUUUGUUUUAAAGCAUUAUUAGUUUUGGCCACUUGAGGGCAGCAGAGAAAGCUGUAGACAACACUGACAUACAAUCAAAACUGUCCUGACAUCUAAAUGGGGUAGACAGAAUAAUAGAAAUAGGCUUCUUGUCUGUAUAACACUGUGCACUUCAGUAGUAUCACAAACUGAUCACACAGGUGAAUCACUUCCUCUGUAAAACUGAACAAACCAAACAUACAUAACCUUCUUAAAGGGAGGAUUUACUUUUACAUUUAACUAGAUUAGUUCUACCUUGACAUAUAAUAUGAAACACUGAAAUAAGAAGGACACUCAGUAGACCUCCCCCAACAGUCGCUUUAUGAAACCACAUUUAAAUUCACUAGAUACAAUUUUUAUUUGGAUCUUCACUAACUUGCACUCACUCUUAAAUAUCAUUUGUUUAAACAUGCCAGAUUUUUUCAUCAAGAUCCAUGAAUUAUUCUCUGAGAAUUAAAUUAAAAUGUUGAAAAACACUCUCACACUGUUAAAGAAAAUGAAAAGUGAACAGCUCCCUGAUCCCCAAUGCACAGCAAGUCAUCCUGCCUACAAGCAAACAGACAAACACAGACGGAAACAUAUCCUUCUUGCUGGAGGUAAUUAAAUAACAAGACAAACCCGAAACCCCACAUAGUCAUUUGACACAUUGUUAAGCAGCACACUGUUAAGUAUUUUAUGGUGAAUCCCCUCAGCUGUGGUGUGAAAGCAGAGACUGACAUCUCUUAACCUGGGCACAGACCUGCAGAGCUAGAUACCACAAACAGUGACAGAUAAAAUCAAGCUGGUCCUUUAAACACGUGAGAGCAUGUACAUUGUAUCAGAGAGGAACGUUCGUCUCGUCUCGGCCACAAAACUCUGUUCAUCUCUGACUUCACUUUCGUCAAACUGCUCGCUGGCUUUGGCAGCCGAGUGUGUGACUCUGUAGUAUUUUUCCCUUUCAGUGUGGCCUCUGGCCGCCAAAGGCCUUAAUAUCCAACAAGACACUUACUCCACAGUAGCAGGAAGGGCAUGCGGCAUUAAAGCAACAAGCGGAACUCUGUACAGUCCACAGCAACAAUCCCUUUAUAUAACCAUCUGCUUGCAAUACCUCUAAAGUCUCCCACAUGUGCUGCUGCUGCUGCUUCUGGUAGACACUCGUGUGGUGUUCCCCCAGCUUCUCGCUCUUUCUGCCAGGAUGGACCUGGUGUUUCCUGAGUUUCAUGUCAGGCUGGAUGCUCGCUGGAGACGGAGGCAGGACUUUCACUCACACAGACCUGUGACUCGUUUUACUAUUUUUACCAAAUGGACCGACGAGUGAUUCAGCAUGAAUGUUGAAAAGGACAAUCCUCUCAGUGGUGAAUCUGGAAGUGGGGG